This is a messenger RNA of Penaeus indicus, 5720 nucleotides long. RefSeq names its product macoilin-like. The transcript has 16 exons. Gene Ontology annotation, biological process: neuronal signal transduction. Gene Ontology annotation, cellular component: rough endoplasmic reticulum membrane. The coding region runs from base 192 to 2600 and encodes 802 amino acids. Lineage: Eukaryota; Metazoa; Arthropoda; Malacostraca; Decapoda; Penaeidae. The record is from RefSeq and is a predicted model, not a curated record.
GUGGCCUUCCCAGCGGCGGCGUGACAGAAGACGAUCGCCGGGGAGGCCGCGGGUCGGGCGUCUAUUCCCCGUAGAUGGCUCGCACAACAACAAAGUCCUUCAGUCAACGGGAUCGGAACUUCGUUUAAAUGAGAGUCGCGUCUGGAUCUAUGUGCUACAUAUAUGGGGUAAAAAAAUAAAAAGCUUAAAUAAUGAAGAGGAGAAAUGUUGACUGCUCCAAGCUUCGUAGACCGAUAAAACGGACCAAAAUUGGUGAAGGAUUGUACGGAAGCACCUUUGUGUACAUCAAGUUUCUCCUGGUAUGGCUGCUUGUGUUGGCGGCAGAUUUCCUGCUGGAGUUCCGCUUUGAGUACCUGUGGCCUUUCUGGCUGCUCUUGCGCAGUGUCUACGACUCUUUUCGCUAUCAGGGUCUCGCAUUCUCUGUGCUGUUCGUGUGCAUGGCACUAACAUCGGACAUGAUCUGCCUUCUCUUCAUACCGGUGAAUUGGCUCUUCUUUGCUGCAUCCACAUAUGUUUGGGUCCAGUAUGUGUGGCACACAGAACGUGGAGUGUGCAUGCCCACAGUUAUUUUGUGGGCUCUCUUCAUUUAUAUAGAGGCAUUGGUACGCCUCAAAGAUAUAAAAAAUGUCCCCUUCCAUUUAGAUCUGUGCAGACCCUUUGCUGCACAUUGUAUAGGGUACCCAGUAGUAACUUUAGGGUUUGGCUUGAAAAGUUACGUUGGGUACAGAUUGAGACAGAGAAAGCAGCGUGAAGUUGCAAAAGAAAAUGAAUUUUAUUUGCAACUACUCCAAGAGGCAUUGCCCCCAGAGUUGCAAGUCACAUCUAGUCCUGAUAAGUGUUUCAAGGAGAAGAGUGAAGAUCUCAUAAUUAAUGGUGAGGUGGAAGUUGCUGCUGCCACAAUCAACCAUACAGGAGGGAACUGCAACCUCAGUAGUAGCUGCAGUAGUAGCAGUAGUAGCAGUAGCAGCAGUAGCAGUAGUAGCAGUAGUAACAGCAGCAACAGCAGUAGCAGCAGUAGCAGCGGAGGUGGUGGUGGUGGUAGUGGAAGUGGAGGGGGAAAUAGCAUGGGAAGUGGUAGAGGGAGCAGAGGGUCCCGGGCAGAUUCUAAGUUGCCCGAACAGUACCCACCAGAAGAGAAUGCACCGCCACUGCCCAUGCACCGAACUGAAAAGCACCGCCUACCAAAUGGCACCAUCCAUGCGGAGCUGGAAUACAUGCAAAAGAAAGGGUGGCCAAAUUCAAAGUCAGUUAAUGACUACGUUGAAAUCGAGGCGGAGCGGGACAAGAGUGCGAAAACCAGCUCUGGAGGCAGCACACCCUCGGGGGGAUCUUCUAUUUCUCAGACUUCUGGGAUCAACACCAUCAUAGAGACUGAGAAGAAGCGUGUCAAUGCCUCAGUUCAGAGUAAUGGUUCAGCAAAAAUUCCUGGAUCACAUACAAAUAACUUACGAGAUUCAAGUUCGGGAGGUGGCGGGUCUGCAUCCCGAGACAAGAAAAAUAAAAACAAAGAAAGCAACAAAGACAGUUCUCAUGGUUCCAAAGAUGAGACUGUCACGCUAAUUCGGCUUGAAGCAGAUAUUAAGAGAUUGAAAGCAGAUCUGCAAGCUUCUCGUCAAACAGAACAAGAACUGCGCAACCAAAUUAAUACACUCAUCUCCAGUGACAAAAUCACCCGACAGGAGAUGAACCAGUUGCAGCAAGAUAAUGAUAACUUGCAAAAUAAACUACACGGGUUGGUAACAGCUCGUCAAAAUGAUAGGUCAACUAUCAGUAGCCUGGAGCGUCGACUGCAGGAAGAAAGGCGUAUCCGCACCAACGCAGAGAACCAGGUGGCACAGCUCGAACGUCGACAGAAGAAAGUCGAGGAGCAAGCACAAGCCAGAGCACAUGCCUUGGCCAAUGCAAAAACUGAGUGCAGUGAGGCUUGCCGCAAUCGCCGAAGUGAGCUUGAGGCAGAGGUGAAGCGUUUGCGCAGGGACCAUCGGCUUUCAGAAGAACGCGUCAGAACCAUGGAACGUGAGAACCUUGCUCUGCUGCAAUACAAAGAUAACCAAAAUGAUACAGAGGUACUUAUGUCUGCUCUCUCUGCCAUGCAAGACAAGAACACACAUCUGGAGACCUCACUUUCUGCUGAGACUCGAGUGAAGCUUGAUCUUUUCUCGGCUUUGGGCGAGGCCAAGCGCCAAUUGGAAAUAUCACAGAGCUUGGUGUCUACUAAGGACAAGGAAAUUGAAGAGCUGAAGGCAAAGAUUACUGAAGUACUGGCAGUGUGUCCUCCAACAAGUUUUACAAAUACAUCUUUGGAUACAACACCCAUUCAUUAUACGUCAAAGCUUCUGCCCCAAGUAACAACCUCGGCCAUCGACCCCACAGCCUCCCUGGUGAUGGUGGAUGGAUUGAUGGACUCAUCACUGGACUCCCUCUGUGGGCUCGGUUUCUCCCCCACAAGCCACACCCGUCCCCACACCAUCUCCCCCCCCUCUCCCCUGUCUCCCCCGGCACCCAUUUCCCCCCCGGCCCCCACCAACCCACAACACUCCACGCUGGACCCCAAUGCCCGCGUCUACACUCCCAAGGGUACGGUGACAUCUGAGGCUUAAGUUCUGGCCCUGGAAUAGCAAGACUUGAAAAUAAAAAACAAAAACAAAAACAAAAACACAAAAAAAAAACUUAAAAAAAGCUUUUGAAGGUUUUUGGCUUUAAUUGUGGUAACUACCAUAUUUGUUUUGAAUUUGAUAUUGUGUGUGCUAGAGAUUGAAAAUGGGAAAGGAGUCAUUUCGUAGCCAAAUGUGGUGGUCAUUAUCAUUUUAUCCUUAAACUAUUCAUUUUGCUGUGUCUGAAGCCUGUGUGUUGGCUGGUUAGUAGUCAUCUACAACUGCUGGCAUAGAAUUAAAACUAGUUGCAGAAAUAAAGAGAAAAAGAAUCUUUUGAAUAAAAUAAAAUAAAACCAGUGAGAUUUGUGUUUUUCAUAGAAACAACAGUUUAAUGGAAUAUAUUCAUGCAUCAUGCUGUACUGGUGUAGAUAUGUUACAAUGAGUAAAAAAAACAUAAACAAAACAAAAAAACAUUAAUACAGAGCAUUAUACUUGUUAUUUUUAGGCACACAUAUUUAUUUUGGUUUUGGUUUAUCAGUAGAAUGAUUUUGAGGAAAGACUCAAAGAUGUUUACAAGAAUAUUGUCCUAAAAGUAAAUAAGAAUUAUAGGCCGAGAGUCUAGCUAAGUAAGAAAUGUACAUCAACUUUGAACCUAUUACAUAUGGUUAAUCUGUCAUUCUCACAAGAACAGGGACCCUUGCUUUUCAGUUUCAUGUCUCGGUUUUGUUGUAAGUCAGUCCUAUAUCUCCCUUCCCUUUUCAGAAUAAUUAAAUUUUCCGUUUUUUUUCAGUCUGCAAAAGUUUUUACAGGGUUAUGUGCAUCUACCUGGUCUUGAGUUAUUAGUGAAAUAACUGCAGUAACUUUAGUCUGAACUGAAAUUGGUAUAUUUAUGGAAAAACUGUUUGAGGAAAAUUUGACGUUGCACCCAAUGACAGGUGAGAAUUGACAGCAUUCACCAUAUGUAUAUAUAGCGGUAUGUUUUUCUCUGUUGAUGACGUUUCGUUCUUUGAUUUCUCUUUUAUUUGUCAAGGAUCAUUAUCAUUACAUGAAUUGAAGACUUUGGUUAGAGAGAAGGAAGUAGAGUUUAUGUUUUUUGUAAGAUUAUAUAACAUCGGGUAGUGGUGUUUUUAAGUCGUCUGUAAGCAUUGCAGAGCAUCAGCAGUGAGAUGGCAGUGAUAUUAAUCAUCUGCAGUUUAUUAUCAUUAUUAUUUGGAGCAUUCCAUAAUUGAAACUUUUUUUUUUUUUAAUGUAACCCUUUUUUUAAAAAAUCUUUUAUAUGUGCAUAAUUUACCAUUGUAUAGACAAACUAUUUUAUCAAAUUGACAGUAAUAAGUACAUCCAGAAUAGGUAUUAGUGGAUGGGGAGGGGGUGGGGGGGGAGGAAAGCAGUUUGGGAAAGGGGAGCAACGCAGAGCAACGUCUGUGCAAGGAAUUUCAAGGAAGGAAAUGGAACGUUUAUUGCUACCGCUCAUUAUUUUCUCAUGUGGCGUAUUUAUUUUGUUUUUAUUAUUGUCACAUUUAUUAGUAUCUGCGUUAUUGUUGAUUAUAUUCAUUCAUUAUUAUUUAUUAUCUUUUGAUAGUGUUACGAUCAUUAUUACCCUUAUUAUAGUGAUUAGCACGAAUUUGCUCAUCAUUAAGGCGAUUAAGAUGAUUUUGAGGGCGGUAGUUAAAUUAUUUGUAGAAUAAAUCAGAUGAUUUUGGUAGCGUGUAUGUGAGUGAUUAUAGAUUAAGCGGACCAUUCAUGGGAAUUUUAGAUGUUUUGAAUGGACAGAAAUAUUAAGGCCCAUGAGAAACUAUCUGGUUGUGUACGUGUCGUUGAUGUUUAUGUUUCACUGCAAAUGUGCGGCAAAUGUGAGAUGUAGUUGUCACCUGGAUUUAUUUGUUAUUAUUAUUAUUUAUAUUUUUUAUUUAUUUAUUUUUUUUUUUCUAUGUGUUGUAAAGAAUGUGUUGUUUGUAGAACAGUUGAGCGAACAAGAUGAAAUGGAAGUAAAUAGUAAUUGUUAGUAUUUAGGUGUGUGUUGUGAAAAGAGAAGAGAUCAGAUGCAAAAGAAAGAAAGAAAAAAAAUAGAAAAAUUUGCAGAGGGAUCAAGAAUCGAUUUUUUUUUUUUUUUCUUUUUUUCCUUUCCCCCCAAAAAAAGAUUUUAUUUAUUUCUCUUUCCCAUUAGAAUAGGUCGCUUUGUGUGGCAGAAUGAAAAAUUUGCGUUUUUCGUUUAUUACUCCUUUGCCUUUAUUACCCAGUUUAAUUUCUUGUAAAGCCACCUUGAUUCUUUUUUUUUUUUUUUUUUUUUAUCUGAUUCCUUGAAAUCUGUUAUGUUUACACAAAUUGGUAAACAUUCUCGCAUAUUGUAAAUAAUUAAUUUAAUUUAUAGUAGCGUAAGUGCCAUAGUACAAAUUUUUAUAGUUCCUCAGUCUUGGGAAACUAGAUAUUAUAAGCUAUUCAGCUGUUUCACAAGGACGGAUUAAUCUUUGUUCUAUCCCAACUGUGUGUAAGGCUAGAGAAGCUACUUAAUUUUUCUUUUUUCUUAAUACCCAAUAUUUAUUGGUAAUGAGAAUCCAAUACUUUUGCUCGUAAAACAGAAUCACCAAGGCUUCUGGAAAUACUAGUUCGAGUAUAUGACCAGGAAAUGAUAAUUUUUUGUUUUUUUUAAUCUCCUUAUUUUCUCGUGAAGAGUAACAUUUAAUUGCAAAUCAAACCUUUAUCAGAAGUAUCCAUUUCAUUUUUUUUUUUUUUUGUAUUUGUGCGCAUUUCAUUUUUAUCGAAGCACUUCAUGAUUCAUUGAAAAAAAGCCGUGUUCUGGGGCGAAAAAGCAGAGUAAGGUUAUUUGGCAUAAACAUCGAGUGGAAGCAAAUAAAAGAUCCCAAGUUUUUAGCUAAAACAGGCCUCACAACAAUGUUACGUUGUUUUCAUGCGGAACCGUUCUGAGUGUGAAUAUACGUCAAGGUUUUAAUAUCAUGGGACAUUUUUUUUUUUUUUUUUCAACCUCAGUAUCAUUAGCAUCAUUUACUUUACUUCUUUUCCAAUAAGGUUGUAACUUUCAGGUAACACUUUUUUUUUUUUUCGUGUCUUUAUUGUGUGUACACUUCAAGAAAUCACACAAAUACAUGCACACACAAACACACACACACA